CGGGGUCACGUUUUGUCAACAUGGACUUUAAAGCCAAAACUGUCAAGCGGCAGGGGUUAUUUAAUCAGUUCUUGCUCGAAGAAUUGAGCGGGUCACGUAUCGUCAACAUGAACUUUAAAGCCAAAACUGACAAGUGGCAGGGGUUAUCUAAUCAGUUUUUGCUCGAAAAACUGAGGUUUGAUAAAAUUCCCAGCUUCACUUGA
Messenger RNA from Dentiscutata heterogama, 203 nucleotides. The record is from the annotation of a GenBank genome assembly. NCBI's taxonomy places the organism in Eukaryota, Fungi, Glomeromycota, Glomeromycetes, Diversisporales, Gigasporaceae.